Tupaia belangeri chinensis (Chinese tree shrew) is the source of this 1512-nucleotide messenger RNA. RefSeq names its product claudin 6 (gene CLDN6). The record is from RefSeq and is a predicted model, not a curated record. The transcript has a single exon. Gene Ontology annotation, molecular function: structural molecule activity. Lineage: Eukaryota; Metazoa; Chordata; Mammalia; Scandentia; Tupaiidae. Bases 241 to 906 code for a protein of 221 amino acids. Gene Ontology annotation, cellular component: membrane; bicellular tight junction.
AAAGCCGUGCCUGUGCACAACCAGGCGGACAGCCGAAUGCUGGCCACCCAGUGCCCCUGUGGCCCAUAAUAAGAGCUCAGAGGGUGUGCCUUGCCCAGGUUGCAGGACCUGGCGGCCAGCUCCUAGCAUGCAUGCCUUUGGGGUCUGCGGUAGCCUGGGCACCUGGUGUGGGGUCUGGGCCAGCCAGUCUUACGGCACUGUGCCUUUGUCCCCCAUGCAGUGUGCCUGCUCUGAGCUGACAUGGCUUCCGCUGGUCUGCAAAUCCUGGGGAUGGUCCUGGCACUGCUGGGGUGGGUGAAUGCUCUGGUGUCCUGUGCCCUGCCUCUGUGGAAGGUGAGCGCCUUCAUCGGCAACAACAUCGUGGUGGCCCAGGUGACGUGGGAGGGGCUGUGGAUGUCCUGCGUGGUACAGAGCACCGGCCAGAUGCAGUGCAAGGUCUACGACUCAGUGCUGGCGCUGCCGCAGGACCUGCAGGCGGCACGCGCCCUGGACGUCAUCGCCCUCUUGGUGGCCCUGCUGGGCCUGCUGGUCUACCUGGCGGGGGCCAAGUGCACCACCUGUGUGGAGGACAAGGACUCCAAGGCCCGGCUGGUACUUGGCUCUGGGAUCAUCUUUGUCAUCUCUGGGGUCCUGACCCUGAUCCCUGUCUGCUGGACAGCCCAUGCCGUCAUCCGGGAUUUCUACAACCCACUGGUGCCUGAGUCCCAAAAGCGAGAGCUGGGGCCCUCCCUCUACCUGGGCUGGGCAGCCUCGGGCCUUUUGCUGCUGGGCGGGGGGCUACUGUGCUGCACGUGCCCUUCUGGGGUGUCCCGGGGCUCUAGCCACUAUAUGGCCCGCUACUCAGCAUCUGCUCCACAGACCACCUCCCGGGUGCCUUCCGAGUACCCCACUAAGAAUUACGUCUGAGCAGGCAGGGGUAGAGGCGAGGGCUGGAGCCCUCCAGAGAUGGUGUGUGGGGGUUGUUUGUUGGUUUUAUCUUUCAAUUUCGCUUUUUGCUGUGUUUAUCUGGGGGAGUAUUUUUAAAUCCCCUUGAUGACCGAACCAUGAAGGUGAUGGAGACAUCCCCGGGGCUCUGCUGUUGCCGUUCUCACCUUGGGUGCUGGGGCAGAGAGGUGAUGCUCGGCAGUUUCUGGGUCUUUCUCCACCCUGGACGUCGCCAGCCCGGAGCCAGCCCGGAGUUCUGGGACCAGUGUGAAGACUGCUUGCCAUCCUGGCCUUUGGGACAAGAUGCCCGUCUCCGAGAGUUCCUGCUGCUGCCGGAACUGCACAGUGCCCCCUUCCUCGUCGGGCCCCUGGGGCCCCUAGGGACUCUGAAGCCUCCUCACCCCUGCAAGAAUGAGCAAUGAGUUAGCAGAGAACUGUCCACCUCCAUGUCCGUCCCCUAGCCACUGGCCUCUCACACUGUUCCUGUAUCUGUCCUCCCCAAGUCAGGCCCCCUGCGCUGUGUGUAGAAGACCCUCACCUCUGCCCCCACAUUUCUGCCCACACUCACUUGUUCUUGCUGAAUAAAGC